This is a messenger RNA of Schizosaccharomyces japonicus yFS275, 3923 nucleotides long. Its product is annotated as C2 domain-containing protein. Gene Ontology annotation, biological process: membrane organization; plasma membrane expansion. Gene Ontology annotation, molecular function: lipid binding. The record is from RefSeq and is a predicted model, not a curated record. The transcript has a single exon. Gene Ontology annotation, cellular component: endoplasmic reticulum membrane. NCBI's taxonomy places the organism in Eukaryota, Fungi, Ascomycota, Schizosaccharomycetes, Schizosaccharomycetales, Schizosaccharomycetaceae. The coding region runs from base 251 to 3841 and encodes 1196 amino acids.
UCAGACAGGAUAAUUCGAAAUGAGUUACCUUCUACAUUUUCUUUCAAUUGUUACGAGGAAUACUAUCAAGUAGAAGAACAGGUUUCCAACGCAUCAACGUUCUCUUUGUUAAUUGAUUUUUCUUAUUUCAACUUUUGUAUCGCUCUCUAAAGGUUUUUGCUUCAGUCUCUUAAAAAACAAGUUACUUUUUUCGAAGUUGUUGUUCUGUCAAUUCUGUUAAAAAAUACGAAUUGGUGUCAAAGAAACCAACAUGGAAGAUCAACAGAGCAAUCUUCGUUCUUCCGACCCAUACUCGGGAAGAAGGAAGAUUCCUACCAUCCCUCGGUUUUUUCGUGAGCGAAAGGAACGCGCGGAACGGAAAGCUAAAAAGAAACAAGCCGAAGCUGAGCCAGAAGAGACUUUUGACCCAAUAACACAACGCAAUGUCACUGUUCAAGACAUCAACUACGAUUACAAGGCUGCAUGUGAGAAUCCCAAGCUUGUUGUGCCCCAGCAGAACGAGAUAACUCAAAAUGGUCUUCCGCGUCAACAACCUUACAUAUCUUCAACUCAGCCGUUGACAACUUACAAGCAACGUCAAGAUGAUCUUGCUCCUCCAGAAGCAUUACACCAAUACACACGCGAUGUGCCUAUCAACGAUGAAAAAACAAAUAUCUUGUUCUACCCCACGCCCUCAGUUAACUUGAGAUUUAUCUCUGAUGAAUUGAGGAGGAAGACAAACAGAUACACGUUUGUGUGUUUCAUUGUGGCCGUCCUCAUUACUUGGUGGUCGACUAGGUCCCGGUUUGCUUCAAUUGUUACGCCAUUGAUUAUGUCAUGUGCGUUUUACAUGUGGGUGCAAUAUGUUCAGCAACUCGGUGAACAAGUGCAAUGGGGUUCCGAACAGGCGCGUGGUGAGUUCUCUCGUUUUAACCUUAUUCCCGAAAGUGCCGAAUGGAUGAAUGUGUUGUUGGAAUCGGUUUGGACUCUCGUGAACCCGGAACUAUUUUCAUCCUUUGCUGAUCAAAUUGAGGAUGUCAUGCAAGCCUCUGUGCCAUCGUUUAUUGAGAAUAUCCGAAUUGCUGCGUUAAGCCAGGGAGAAAACCCAAUUCGCAUUGUCUCCAUACGUGCUCUUCCUUCAGAUGAGUACGAAAAGUCCAUGUCAGAUGGUGAUGCCAAUGCUGCAAAGGCUAGGGAGCUUUGCGAAGAGAAUGUACCUGGCUCGCGUUAUUACAACUUAGAGCUUUGUGUCGCUUAUCACGCUAAACCGAAAUCCGAUGGAAAUUUUGCUAAGAGAGCAUCUAACAUGCACAUUGAGAUUAUAUUUUAUCCAGGUGUCAGAGGUACGCUUCGUUUCCCUCUUCCCAUUUGGGCAGAGAUUAAGGGUUUUGUUACGCGCCUUAGACUUCGCAUACAACUGGUUCCUCAAGUUCCAUUUGUGAAGAACAUCACAAUGUCUUUGAUGGGCCUUCCUCAACUUGACAUUUCAGCUGUGCCCAUGGUUGAAAAUGGACUUAAUGUUUUGGGGCUACCUGUAAUUAGUAAUUUCGUGAACAACUCGAUUGCAGCUGCUGCGAAUGAGUAUGUUUGUCCUAAGAAUAUCACGAUUGAUGUUUCAAAGAUCAUCGUCGGUGACGAUGUCAAAAAGGAAACCAAUGCUCUUGGAAUUUUGUUUAUCCAUAUUGAUCGUGCUGAAGGACUAUCAAAACAGGAUGUUAAUGGAUUAUCUGAUGCUUACAUUACGGUUACACUAUCGAAAUACGGAAAGCCACUUUACUGUACCCGCGUAGUGAAGCAUGACCUUUAUCCAACUUGGAACGAAUUUGCGUACAUUUUAAUUUUCCCUGAACAUAUAAAGGCCGCUGAAAAAGUUGCAAUGGAACUUUGGGAUAGUGACAGGUUCACUGCUGAUGAUGUUGUUGGAAGGACGAAGCUGGAUAUUAUUCCUCUGGUUCAAAACGCCGGUACUAUUUACGAACGUGAAGAUGGUUUGGUGGGUCUUGACGAGGACACUAAACUACCUGGCAAGUUGUUCUGGAAGGUUGGUUACAUUCCAAAAGCAAACUUCAAGUCCUCCCUUCGGACUAAAGGCCUUAAUAUCAGUGUCCCUCGUGAACUUCGUCAGCAGCCGGAAUUUGAAAACCCUAAGGGUUCUUUAAGCUCAAAGGAAGAGGAAGCUGCAGUUACUACUGCUUUAGACCCGGAGUACCCAAGUGGAAUUUUUGCAUUUACUCUUCAUCAAGCAGCCAAUUUGGAGGUAAAUAGGCCUGUUGCAACUUAUGGUAAGAUUAAGGGUGCGCAUUCUUAUGAGGCACCCCGUGAAACAGGUGCAGCAACCGCUGAAGAGGGUAAAGGACUGCCUUCGUCUUAUGUUUGUGUUGAUAUAAAUGACGAGCUGGUCUACAAAACACGGACAAAAGUAUUCUCUUCACAACCUAUUUAUAAUGCUGGAAGUGAAAAGUUUGUUGCCGAUUGGCGCAGCGCCAUGAUUACAUUCACUGUACGCGAGUAUCGCCUACGUGAGCAAGAUCCCAUUCUGGGUGUCGUAUGCAUUCCGCUUGCAAAAACUUUAGAAACGGCGUCGCAACUUACCAAAUGGUUUCCGAUUGAGGGCGGAAUGGGUUUUGGAAAUUUACGAGUGUCUAUUUUGUUUAGAAGCUUGAAGUUUCAAAUUCCUCGUCCAUUAUAUGGUUGGAAUAUCGGAACCUUUGUUUUUGAAUCGCCAACGAUUGAGGGUGUAUCAGACGAUAUAUCUUCAAUCUCAUACAGUCAGCUACGUUUCUAUGUUGGCAGUUUUAAAGGGAAAGCUAAACUGGAUCAUGAUUCAUCUUCUGAGAACUGCAGGUGGACUGUGGGCCAACGUUAUCUCAAAGUUCCUGUUCGUCAACGUUUCAAAACGCCUGUCUCCUUCGAAUUACGAUCAGGAGUGGGUAAUCGUUCCAAGAUUUACGGAAUAUUUUGGUUAAUGACUUUGCUGGACAAUGAAUCCUCAGAGAUUGAAGUCCCUCUCUUUACAGUAAAAGACCCACGUCGUAUUCUACAAAACAUGGUAGAUAUUGAAACCGCAGAACAAACGAUGGGAGUUAAAGUUCGGGGGUACCUUCGCAUGAAAGUUUGCUUCACUCGCGGGCUAAGUGAUGUUCAUGAGCAAACGCUCACCACAUCUGAUGAAUUCAAAACUUAUGAAACGUUUACGGCGUUAAAAGGACAGAAAAUGCGUCAAGAUUUUGUGAACGAUAUGACCAAUCCCGUGCAAGAGUACUUUAGCAAAUCACGGCGCCAGAGUGUGGCUUCAAAUUUCACCGCGUCGUCUAAUGACACUUUUGCAUCGCCUGUACAUCAACAGAACCUACAACCUGCAAACGCAAACUUGCUGCAACAAACAACCUAUCAGAAUGGAGAUUCUAAUUUGGCAAACGAAUUAACAGAGCUUGGUACCCUAUAUCAAGUCCCAGAUGCAUCUGCAGAAAAGCAUCAGGAAUCUCCUAAGGUACAGCACAAUUUGAAUCCUCAAGCGCCUGCUAAUCGUGCUAGUAAUGUUCCAUCGGGAGACGCGCUCAAUGAUGCCAAUGCACGCCGUUCGGAAACGAGCCCCUCAAACACGAAUCACUCAAUUGAUGAGGAUAUGGACACAGAUGUCAGUUUUGAGAGUGAAAACGAACGUAUUUCAGACGGCAGUGUUUAUAGGCAUGAAGAUGACCUCAGUGUCCAAAGACGUCUGCAUCGCGGUAGAUACAGCCAUAAAAGUGUUCGUACGUCGCUGUGGCUAAGAGACGGAUUAAAAUUACAUUGGCAUAGUUUCAAGCGACUUUUUUCCCUUGCUGGUGAUCAGCCAGAUGUGGAGACCGAAAUUCCAAAGUAAUAGGUGCUACGCUGAACACUGUGUAUAACUUUUAUUUAAUGAAUAAUUUAAAGGAUGACUAAAAUCAACUAUAAAGACAAAA